Messenger RNA from Asterias rubens (European starfish), 1802 nucleotides. RefSeq lists its product as uncharacterized. Gene Ontology annotation, biological process: DNA integration. Gene Ontology annotation, molecular function: nucleic acid binding. Lineage: Eukaryota; Metazoa; Echinodermata; Asteroidea; Forcipulatida; Asteriidae. The record is from RefSeq and is a predicted model, not a curated record. The transcript is spliced from 5 exons. The coding region runs from base 274 to 1737 and encodes 487 amino acids.
UCCUUAAAAAAAAUUAGACUUUUAUGUUUUUUUCAUUAUUAAUUCUUACCUAAAAACCACCAACGUAAACUAAUUGCACAAGCUACGUAAAAAAAAAAAACUAAAUAAAAAAAAACAUUGAGGGCGUCAAACUAAAGACAAAAUAUUGUGUAAAGGACAAAUCUUGUAAAGGACAAAUUUUGUAAAGGACAAAUUUUGUAAAGGACAAAUUUCAGAAUCAACGUACAAAAGUUUUUAUGAACUGACCAUAAAUGAACAUAGAGGGCGCGCACAAUGGCUGAUCACGUUGUUGUCGGAAAUAUUAGAGCUAGGGUUGUAAGACUUCAGAUGGCUAUCCAGACUGGCGAAUAUUGUUUGGAUAAUAUUCGUUACAGAUUGGAUAGCCUCUGUAGAGAUGUACUUCAAUAUCGUGACUCUGUUCCCAAUUAUGAGACUGUUGCCGCAAAUUUGGUGGUUGCCAACCAACAUGCCAACGAAGUCGUGACAGAUAAUACUCAUGGUCUUACUCAGACUAGACAGAACAACACACCAGAGACAUGCUCAACUGGCGGUCGUCCAAAAUUCAUAAUCACAGAGGAGCAACUGAGGUUUUUUAUAGGAGACAUGAACUGCACUGUGAAAGACACUGCUAAAUGUUUUUGUGUCAGUGAGAGGACGAUAAAGCGGCGCCUUCAAGAUUAUAGUAUUUCAAUAAGAAGACUCUACAGUGAGAUUGACGAUAAUGAACUGGAUGAGCGAGUCCAUUUUGUUUUGAGUCAUACGCCAAAAGCAGGAUACAAGACAGUGGAUGGCCAUCUUAUUGCACAAGGUGUCAGAGUGCAGAGGCAGAGACUACGGGAUAGUCUGUAUCGGCAAGAUCCACAACGGCAGGAACUGAGAUGCAUAAGUGCAGUUCGCAGAAGGCAUUAUUCUGUGCCGUCACCACUGUCGCUGUGGCAUAUAGAUGGCCACCAUAAGCUGAUAAGAUGGCGCUUCGUCACACAUGGUGGUAUUGAUGGUUUUAGCCGUGUCAUAGUGUACCUCAAGUGCAACACAAACAAUAAAGCAGAAACUGUUUGCCAUCUCUUCGAGGAAGCAGUAACUAGGUGGGGUCUACCUUCAAGGGUGCGUUCAGACCAUGGAGGCGAAAACACACAAGCUGCUAUGUUCAUGCUUCAGCACCCAUUAAGGGGGCCUGGCAGGGGGUCUUUUAUCACCGGUAGGAGUGUCCACAACACACGUAUUGAGCGUUUGUGGCGAGACUUGCAUGAACAGGUUACCAGUAGCUUUUACAAGUUGUUCAAGAGUAUGGAAAGCAGUGCAAUCUUGGAUCCGGACAAUGAGCUUCACAUAUUCUGCCUUCAUGCCGUGUUUUUGCCUCGUCUGAACCACUGCAUGAACUUUUUUGUUGACAUGUGGAACAAUCACAAAAUGAGAACAGCCAGGAACAGGACACCAUUACAACUGUUUGUCACAGGGCUCCACAGCAACAGAGGAUCAACACUCAGUAAUGAAUAUUUUGACAGCUUGAAUGAGGAGGAAGUUGCAGAUUAUGGUAUUGAUCCACAUGGUCAUAUUCCCACCUUAGUAGAGAAUAAUGCAGCAGUCAUGAUUCCUCAAACAGUACCCCCUCAACUGCUUGCUGACCAGGUCAACUAUUUCUACCAGGAGGUAAUGUUUUGUGCAGGUGUUGAUGUAUAUGAUUGCACAUCUUAUUUGAGAGGAUUAGAGAUCCUGAAUGGCUUCAUGGAGGAGUAAUAUAAUUUCAGGAAAACACACUUGUUGUAUUUUCAGAUAAGUUUGAAACAUUAAAGUCACCUGGA